Messenger RNA from Ascochyta rabiei, 1140 nucleotides. RefSeq lists its product as uncharacterized. Gene Ontology annotation, cellular component: cytoplasmic microtubule; nuclear envelope; kinetochore. Gene Ontology annotation, biological process: establishment of mitotic spindle orientation; vesicle transport along microtubule; microtubule organizing center organization. NCBI's taxonomy places the organism in Eukaryota, Fungi, Ascomycota, Dothideomycetes, Pleosporales, Didymellaceae. The transcript is spliced from 3 exons. The record is from RefSeq and is a predicted model, not a curated record. Bases 1 to 1140 code for a protein of 379 amino acids. Gene Ontology annotation, molecular function: microtubule plus-end binding; dynein complex binding.
AUGUCGCGGUCGAAUGACCCAGGGCACUACUUCCAGACCACCUCUUCGCUCAACGAGACAUCGCGCAAAGCCGCCAAGUCGAAGAACGACCAUGGCGCCCCGCUCAGGCUCCCGUCCAAGAUCCUCGCCGUCGUCCCGGAUCCGCACGAUGAGGAGCAGAUAUACGUCGCCGAGGCUGCCGGCAACGUGAAGCGGAUCAACCUUGAAACUAGAAAGGUAUCGGCAACGUUGGCUGGGCCUGUUGCCCCGCUCACAUCGCUGGCUGUCUCGCCAAGAUCGGAUACCGUGUACGCUGGAUGCUGGGACAAGUCGGUCUGGUCAUGGACACUGUCCACGCGAAAGCUGGCCACGCGGUUCCAAGGCCACACCGACUUCGUCAAGGCCGUCUUGCCCUUCACCCUGCAAGGCAAGGAGAUUCUAGUCUCCGCUUCGGCAGACGCAAGCAUCAUCGUUUGGGACGCAGCCACCGGCAACAAGCUGCACACGCUGAAGGGACACACACGGGGGAUCCUUGCGCUCGCACUCGACUUCACCGCCUAUGAAGCGAACAAACACUCGGCAACGGUCUUCAGUGCUGGCAGCGACCGAGAGAUACGACGUUGGUCCAUUGGCUUUGACUCGGCUUCGGAGAUGGAGUCCUCGCCACUCAUUGCACAUGAGACCAGCAUUGACGCCCUACACUUCGACUCGGACGGAGACCUCUGGACAGCUUCUGCGGACAAAACCGCAAAGUGUCUCUCCAGGGGCAGAAAUUGGGAAGAUGACUCGGCGUUCGAACACCCCGACUUUGUGCGCGACGUAGCUGUAGACGAGGAUGGCGGCUGGGUCGUCACAGCAUGCAGAGAUGAGGAGGUUCGCGUAUGGGAAAAGAGCAGUGGCAAGCUGCAUCAUACCUUUUCCGGCCACUUCGAAGAAGUCACUGCGCUGGUCCUGUUGCCUGGCCAGAGGCUGGUCAGUGUGAGCAUCGACGCAACAGUCCGGCAGUGGAGCCUUGAGGCGCACAAGCUCGCCAGGGCAGUCAAGGAAGCUGAAGACGAACAGCUCGGUAAGACAAAGGAGAUGGAGCCAGAGAAGAAGGAGGGCAUGAUGACUGCCGAAGAGGAAGCAGAAUUGGCCGAACUGAUGGAAGAUAGCGACUAG